Messenger RNA from Thamnophis sirtalis, 4405 nucleotides. It is a transcript of the gene ZMYM2, whose product is annotated as zinc finger MYM-type containing 2. Gene Ontology annotation, molecular function: zinc ion binding. The record is from RefSeq and is a predicted model, not a curated record. NCBI's taxonomy places the organism in Eukaryota, Metazoa, Chordata, Lepidosauria, Squamata, Natricidae.
CAUGAUUGGUACUUUUAUGGAUCAGAGUUUGCAUACUUCUUUUUUUCUAAUCUAAACUUUUUAUUAAUCACUUUUGGAAAUUGCUUGUUAAUUGCUUGUUUUGCUUUUCAGCUGAAAACUCUGAAAUCUUUGGAACAAUACGUUUCAUAGCAUCAGAUGCUUAUUUUCAAAAAAACAUUUCCAGCUUGUCUAGAGAAGUAAGCAAAGUUCCCAGGAUCAAAAAGGCAUUGGAAAACUUUAACUUUACAAAUUACUGGAUGUUUUUAAAUAAUUUUUCUGGAAGGCCAGAAGGUAGCUGAAAAUUGGCGUUGUCUGAACCUACAUCUGGUUUAUAAGGGCUUAUCACAAUGGCAACUGGCCUAGCCAAUGUAGGAAGCUCUUUUGGAGGUCCAUCUAAUUCUCUGGUGUCUAGAUCUAAGUUCCAGAGUACCUCCGUAGAAGAUGAUGAUGAUGUUGUGUUUGUUGAACCUGUACAACCUCCACAAAUCUCUACACCAUUAAUAACAGAACACAGAAAUGUUUUUAAUUCAUCCAGUAAUGAAGAGCAACAUGGAAAUGACCCUAAAAUAUCAGCUUCGUCAAAAGACACGAGUGCUCAGAAGGGAAGUAUAACUGAGACUAUUAUUAUUGAUGAUGAAGAAGACAUUGAAACAAAUCAGGGACAAGAGAGAAAUGAUUCCAGUUUCAAUGAAAGAAGAUUUCCAGAGGGUAAAAACAGAACCAAUGAAAUGGAAUUCUCAACAUCCAGUUUUUCAAGAAGUAAGGUAAAUGCAGGAAUAGGUAAUAGUGGUAUAACCACAGAACCAGACUCUGAAAUUCAAAUAGCUAAUGUUACUACAUUAGAAAGAGGUAUGAGCUCUGUGAGUGUUGGCCGUUUAGAAAAUACUGAAGGGCGUGACAUGAACUUAAUGAUAACACAUGUAACAUCACUACAGAAUACCAACUUGGGAGAUGUAUCUAACGGACUGCAGUCAAGUAAUUUUGGUGUUAAUAUACAAACAUACACCCCAUCUUUAACUUCACAGACCAAGACUGGUGUAGGACCUUUCAAUCCCGGUAGAAUGAACGUAGCUGGUGAUGUCUUUCAGAAUGGAGAAUCUGCAACUCAUCAUAAUCCAGAUUCCUGGAUAUCUCAGUCAGCUUCAUUUCCAAGGAAUCAGAAGCAACCAGGUGUAGAUUCCCUGUCUCCUGUGGCAUCUCUUCCCAAACAAGUCUUCCAACCACCUGCACAACAACAACAACCUUCAAAGCAGGUUAAAGUUACAUGCGCUAACUGCAAAAAGCCUUUGCAGAAGGGCCAGACUGCGUAUCAGCGGAAAGGAUCUGUUCAUCUUUUUUGUUCUACUACUUGCCUUUCAUCAUUUUCACAUAAACCAGCUCCAAAGAAACUCUGUGUUAUGUGUAAAAAAGACAUAACAACAAUGAAAGGAACUAUUGUUGCUCAGGUUGAUUCAAGCGAAUCUUUCCAGGAGUUUUGCAGUACAUCAUGUCUGUCUUUCUAUGAAGACAAACAGAAUCCCUCAAAAGGAAUCUUAAAUAAAUCAAGAUGCACUAUCUGUGGCAAACUAACUGAGAUACGCCAUGAAGUUAGCUUUAAAAACAUGACUCAUAAGUUGUGUAGUGAUCACUGCUUCAAUCGAUACCGAAUGGCAAAUGGUUUAAUCAUGAAUUGUUGUGAGCAUUGUGGAGAAUACCUUCCAAGUAAAGGUGCAGCAAACAAUAUUCUUAUGGUUGAUGGAGAGCCGAAAAGAUUCUGUUGCCAAAGCUGUGUUAGUGAAUAUAAACAGAAAUAUGGCAAAUUAACUACUUGUACUGGUUGCACAACUCAGUGCAGGUUUUUUGACAUGACACAGUGCAUAGGAACUAAUGGACAUAUGGAGCCAUACUGCUCAACCACAUGCAUGAACACACACAAAUCAAAAUAUGCAAAAUCACAAAGUUUGGGAAUUGUUUGCCAAUUUUGUAAGCGAAACUCUUUACCUCAGUAUCAAGCCACAAUGCCUGAUGGAAUACUGUACAACUUUUGCAGUUCCAGUUGUGUAGCUAAAUUUCAGACUCUUAAUGUACCUUCUUCAACCAAUGGCCAGUUUGUGGCUCCAAGUGAUAUUCAGUUGAAAUGCAAUUAUUGUAAAAAUACUUUCUGUUCAAAACCUGAAGUACUGGAAUGGGAAAACAAAGUGUACCAGUUUUGCAGUAAAAUUUGUUCCGAUGACUAUAAGAAGCUGCAUUGUAUAGUAACGUACUGUGAAUACUGUCAAGAGGAGAAGACUUUGCAUGAAACGGUAAAAUUUUCUGGUAUCAAGAGACCAUUCUGUAGUGAAGGUUGCAAGCUGCUCUAUAAACAAGAUUUUGCAAGGCGGUUAGGAUUACGCUGUGUUACUUGCAAUUUUUGUUCUCAACUCUGUAAAAAGGGAGCAUCAAAGGAACUUGAUGGAGUAGUAAGAGAUUUCUGUAGUGAAGAGUGUUGCAGAAAAUUUCAAGAUUGGUACUAUAAGGCUGCAAGAUGCGACUGCUGUAAAAGUCAAGGAACUCUUAAAGAGAAAGUACAGUGGAGAGGGGAAAUAAAGCACUUUUGUGAUCAGCAUUGCCUUCUGCGUUUCUACUGUCAACAAAAUGAACCGAAUAUGGCAACACAAAAAGGACCAGAAAACUUUCAUUAUGAUCAAAGCUGCCAAACUCCCCGAACAAAAAACACAGGAUCAGCCCCACCUCCUUCCCCUACACCAAAUAAAGAAAUGAAGAACAAAGCAGUUCUCUGCAAACCGCUAACGAUGACAAAAGCUACCUUCUGUAAACCCCACAUGCAAACAAAAUCUUGUCAGACAGAUGAUGACUGGAAGAAAGAAUAUGUCCCCGUGCCUGUUCCUGUACCUGUAUAUGUACCUGCUCCUAUGCAUAUGUAUAGUCAAACUGUUCCUGUUCCUACAACGGUUCCUGUUCCAGUCCCGGUUCCAAUUUUUCUGCCUACUACGCUGGAUAGCAGUGAGAAGAUACUUGAAGCAAUAGUAGAACUAAAAAAUAAAAUUCCCCCCAGUCCUGAAGAGACUUUGGAUUCAUUGAAUGUAACAGAAGAUAUUUCUGGGGAAAAAGAGCAUGUAGAACCUGCAGAGAUGCAAAAUGUAAUAAUUGAGACAGAAUUGCUUAAUUCUGUGACAGAAACACAGACAAGUUUGCCUGAUGUCCCAUAUGAGCCAGACCUUGAUAUCGAGGUUGAUUUUCCUAGAGCAACAGAAGAACUUGACACAGAGAAUGAAUUUUUGCUACCACCUGUAUUUGGAGAAGAAUACGAGGAACAGCCAAGACCUCGAAGUAAAAAGAAGGGACUAAAGAGAAAAGCAGUGUCAGAAUACCAUUCUCAAGAUGAUGGCUCUGAGAACUCAGAGUGCAGUUUUCCUUUCAAGUAUGCGUAUGGUGUAAAUGCAUGGAAACACUGGGUAAAAACUAGGAACCUAGAGGAAGAUCUGUUGGUACUAGAUGAGCUAAAAUCAACAAAGUCAGUAAAAUUGAAAGAAGAUAUUAUAUCACAUACUUCUACUGAGCUAAAUUUUGGGCUGGCACACUUUGUAAAUGAAGUCCGAAGACCAAACGGAGAAAACUAUGCACCUGACAGUAUCUAUUAUUUGUGUCUUGGGAUUCAGGAAUACCUGAAUGGAAGCAAUCGAGAAGAUAAUAUCUUUUUGGAUACUAAUUAUCAUACAUUUAUGCAGGAAAUAAAUAAAAUACUCAGAAGCUGGCAGCCCAGCAUACUUCCAGAUGGUUCGAUAUUUUCUCGAGUUGAGGAGGACUAUCUCUGGAAUAUUAAACAGCUGGGAUCCCAUUCUCCAGCUGCUCUUCUAAAUACACUAUUCUACUUCAACACGAAGUAUUUUGGUCUGAAAACAGUGGAGCAGCACUUAAGACUUUCCUUUGGCACUGUUUAUAGGCAUUGGAAGAAGAAUCCUCUAACGAUGGAAAGCAAAGCUUGUCUUCGAUAUCAGGUUUCCUCGCUGUGCGGAACAGAUAAUGAAGAAGAUAAAAUUACUACUGGAAAAAGGAAACAUGAAGACGAUGAGCCAGUAUUUGAACAGAUGGAAAACAUCGCAGAUCCUUCUAGGUGUCCUGUGAAAAUGUUUGAAUGCUAUUUAUCUAGGAGCCCGUCAAAUCUCACUCAGAGAAUGGACGUGUUCUAUUUGCAGCCAGCUUGCCCAGUAACUUCGGAGAGUCCCAUUUGGUACACUUCCACUUCAGUGGACCGCAAUACUUUGGAAAAUAUGCUUGUACGGGUUCUUUUAGUAAAAGAUAUUUAUGAUAAAGACAAUUACGAACUGGAUGAAGAUAUAGAUUAAACACUUCCCAAAUUCAAGGAAACACAACAGCAUUAGCUAGUCAAGCUGCUAGAUUUUUAUUAUGGAAAAAAAAAACAUUU